ACAUCCCUCUUCUGUGCCUCAGUUCUCUGCUUUCAGCAUAAUUUUUUUGUGGUUUGUGUCGCAGAGUGUAGGGGAGGGUAACACACCAGCAGGUCUCCAUAUUGUUCACCCUGCUUCAGCCAUGACCAAGAAGGACUGUCCUGCUGGCAGCUAUUUGGACCACCUCGUCGGCGACUGUAUAUUCAGCAAAACGAAAACCACACCUGAACCUCAACCAAAAACAGAACCACCAUUGGCAGUUGUAGUCCAGCUGAAAGCCACGGCCCCCACCCAGGCCAAUUUAGUGAUGGUGCUGAGUCCGGCUCUGUGGGUCUUUGUGGUGCUGGCCAUACUGGGGUCCAUCUUGGCUCUGACUGUCUGGUUCAUCAUAUACAGUCGACAGACCAGCUACAGCAGCACCUCACAGGACAUAGAGCUGCAACAGGAUCCUCUUCAGAAAACAGAGCCACCUUCCAAAAUCUACCCACCGCCUUCAGAAAGAAACGGUCAUGCAGAGCUGUUGCAGCAAGCCGCAGGGGCCCCUUCCCCCUGCCCUCACCUGCACCUGGGGGUCCAAACAGGCUUUAAGUGGGAGGAGGGCUUCACUGCUUGCAGGGACCAUGCAAAGCAUGCUGUGACAGAGGCGGCCGGAGGUCUGUCUGCAUGCAGAACAAUGAGGGAACACAGGGUCCCACUUCCUGCCACAGAGCUUGGUGGCACUGCGUUAGUUACAACUAAAACUAUGUAGGGGGGUGGGUGUGUGUAUGUGUGUGUGUGUGUGUGUGUGUGUGUGUGUGUGUGUUAAAAAGCUUUUCUUAAUUGCAUGUACUUGGCACAUUGUGCUCAGUGUGGUGAGUUUUUUCAUAAUGCAAAUUUUGAAUAUCUCUCUUUUCUACCAUGUUUUUAUGGUUUUUAAAUAUUUGAAUUUUCUACAGCUGCUGUUAUUUUUUCUCUGCACUGUUUGAAAAAUGCAAGUGUUAUGGGGUAGAUUGAUGUCCAAUCAUACAAUGUAAGACUGUGUAUGUUUUAGUGUACUUUACUCCAAAGUGUUGUGAAGAGAUGAAACAAAGAAACUGCUCUGAAUCUUAUGCUAUUUGUCAAACAUUUAAUAAAACACAAAACCAAAAUCA
Micropterus salmoides (largemouth bass) is the source of this 1109-nucleotide messenger RNA. RefSeq lists its product as uncharacterized. Gene Ontology annotation, biological process: positive regulation of T cell proliferation; B cell costimulation; T cell costimulation. Gene Ontology annotation, cellular component: external side of plasma membrane. The transcript is spliced from 3 exons. Gene Ontology annotation, molecular function: signaling receptor activity. The record is from RefSeq and is a predicted model, not a curated record. NCBI's taxonomy places the organism in Eukaryota, Metazoa, Chordata, Actinopteri, Centrarchiformes, Centrarchidae. Bases 122 to 727 code for a protein of 201 amino acids.